CGGAAGCGCUGUCCGCCCCUGUCCCGGCGGCGGCAGGGGAGCAGGAGGCGGGCAAGUGCCGGGUCGGGCCUUUCCCCUCCUCUCCCCGCCGGGCCGAGGGCAGCGGCGGCGGCCUCUGCAUACCGGGGAGGUGCCUUUGGCGGGGAGAACGCCUCGUCCGUCCGGGGCGGGCCCCGCCGAAGCCGUUUGAACCCGUCCCGAGCUCCGGCGCCGCCGCCGCCGCCGUGUCUGUCAGGGGCAGAAGCGGCGGGGCGGAGUGCGGCGAGUGGCUCGAGAGGUUUGGUCGCUGCUGUGACUUUCCUUGCAGCUGCGAUGGCGGAAGCCUCCGUGUCCCCGCUGAAGCACUUCGUGCUGGCUAAGAAGACGAUCACUGCCAUUUUCGACCGGCUGCUGGACUAUGUCUCUGAGGGCGCAGCCUUUGUGGAAGCAACAUACAGGAACCCAGAGCUUGAACAUAUAGCAACAGAAGACGAACUUGCAAAGAUACAGGCAUAUAAAAAGAAGUUAGCAGUCAUUGGUGAGGUGCUUUCACGGAGACACAUGAAAGUGGCAUUUUUUGGCAGAACAAGCAGUGGAAAAAGUUCAGUUAUUAAUGCGAUGCUGUGGGAUAAGGUACUUCCCAGUGGGAUUGGCCAUACGACUAACUGCUUUCUCAGUGUGGAAGGGACAGAUGGAGAUAAGGCUUACCUUAUGACAGAAGGAUCAGAAGAAAAGAAGAGUGUCAAGACAGUCAAUCAGCUUGCUCAUGCGCUUCACAUGGAUAAAGAUUUGAAAGCUGGCUGUCUUGUCCAUGUCUUUUGGCCCAAGUCAAAGUGUGCCCUGCUGAGAGAUGAUUUGGUUUUAGUGGACAGCCCUGGCACAGAUGUCACCACAGAACUAGACAGCUGGAUUGACAAGUUCUGUUUAGAUGCUGACGUGUUUGUCUUGGUUGCCAAUUCUGAAUCAACUCUCAUGAACACGGAAAAACAUUUCUUCCAUAAAGUGAAUGAACGACUUUCCAAGCCAAACAUCUUCAUCUUGAAUAAUAGAUGGGAUGCCUCCGCAUCAGAACCAGAAUAUAUGGAAGAUGUGCGCAGGCAGCACAUGGAGCGCUGUCUGACGUUUCUAGUUGAUGAGCUCAAAGUUAUUGAUCCUGUAGAAGCAAGGAAUCGCAUCUUUUUUGUUUCAGCAAAAGAAGUUCUGAGUGCUAGGAGACAGAAGGCCCAAGGAAUGCCAGAGGGUGGUGAAGCACUUACUGAAGGAUUUCAAGCAAGAUUCCAAGAAUUUCAACAUUUCGAGCAGAUAUUUGAGGAGUGUAUCUCGCAGUCAGCCGUGAAAACCAAGUUUGAACAGCACACUAUCAGAGCUAAACAGAUAAUAGAUACUGUGAAAAACAUUAUGGACGACAUAAACAUAGCAGCAGCAGAGAAAAGAGUCCAUUCAAUGGAGGAGCGAGAAGACCAGAGGGAUAGACUGGACUUUGUUCGAAAUCAGCUGAACAUUUUGACAGAAGAUACUAAGGAAAAAAUCAAACGUGUUACUGAGGAAGUAGAAAAUAAAGUCUCCUCUGCCAUGACUGAUGAGAUUUGCCGACUUUCAGUUUUAGUUGAUGAAUUCUAUUCAGAUUUUCACCCUUCUCCUCAAGUGUUGAAGCACUAUAAGACAGAAUUGAACAAACAUAUAGAAGAUGGUUUGGGAAAGAACCUGGCUGACCGUUGCUCCAGCGAAGUCAAUGAGUCAAUGCAUCAGUCACAGCAGGAGAUGAUUGAAAAUCUGAAACCAUUGUUGCCUUCUGCUGCUCAUGAUCAGCUCCACUUGCUAAUUCCAUGCAGGAAAUUUGAUCUUAGCUAUGAUCUAAACUGUCAUAGCCUGUGUGCGGAUUUUCAGGAAGAUAUAAUGUUCCACUUUUCCUUGGGAUGGACUUCACUCGUAAAUCGUUUCUUGGGUCCUAAACAGGCUCAGCGAGUGCUGUUUGGACUAGCAGAUCCAAACUUACAAAUUUGGAAAACAGUAGGCUGGAAACUCAUCUCUCUGUCCUUAAGUAUGUAUGGGUUGUUAUAUCUCUAUGAAAGACUGACUUGGACCACUAGAGCAAAAGAGAGAGCCUUCAAACAGCAGUUUGUAAACUACGCUACUGAGAAGCUGCAGAUGAUCGUCAGUCUUACCAGUGCUAAUUGCAGCCAUCAGGUUCAACAGGAAAUGGCCACUACCUUUGCUCGGCUCUGUCAGCAGGUGGAUAUUACCCAGAAAAACCUGGAAAAAGAAAUUGCUAGGCUUUCCACAGAAAUAGAUCAGCUGGAGAACAUACAGAGCAACUCCAGGGAGCUAAGAAAUAAAGCCAUUCACCUUGAGAAUGAACUAGAUCGCUUUACAAAGCAUUUUCUUCAAAAGAGUAAAUGAAACAGCCUUGCUCACUUUCCUGGGGAUCCUUUGUAGGACAAAGUAGAAAUUUUACAGAUUAUACUUCUCUCUGGAGUCACAUGAAAUUAUUUCUAUUUUAAAUGUUACUUUGAUUACACUUGUUAAUUAUUGUAAAAUUUGUUUUGGACUCAGAUGCUGAACCAAACUGAAGAGCUGUGGCACUCGGUUAUGUUUGUUUUGCAGAUUUUGAGUUAAAAAUUACCUUAAAACACUAAAUUUCUUUGGGCACUCGACAAUAAAAACCCAAACUCUUAUUGGUUUUCAGUAGUGUUGGGGCAGUGGCACGUCUCGCUUCCUGGCAUCCAGGAGUUGCUGCGGGGAGAGAGAGCUUAUCACAGUCACUGCUGUCUCCUGUUUUCAGUUGCUGAGGAGUGGGCCAGGGCUGGGUGCUCCUGCUGCUUUGUGUGGGGUGGUGGGUAAGGAAGGGAAGCACAAGCUCUAGCAUAGGGAAAGGGUCACUGUUUUGAAAGCAAGUGAGAUUAUGCUGGGCAGCAGUUCCUCUUCCUCAAAUGGAAGUGAAAGAGGACUGAACUGUGGAGCACUCGCUGAUGAAACGCAGUAGGCUCCAGUUUCCCCUCUGGCUUCCCCAUCUAGCCAGGGUGGCACUGCUGAACUAAAAAUAACCUUCUUUCAACACAUUUGUCAGGUUUCUCAUAGUUUGUAAAGUGGUGAUGUGGUCAUUUGCCCAGGAGAGCACUGCCAGAACCCAUGGCAGAGCCGCAGGUGUGGGUCACUGCCACCACGCCCACAUCCACGCGAAGGGGAGUUUGCCAUGUAGAUUGGGCUUCACUCACCUGGAGGUGUUGGGUAGGGAAGCUCAGGGUGUCAGGCUUGACCUUGAGCUUCUGCUGCUGGAUCUCCAGGGCCAGGAGAGGGUGGGUUUGACUGGCUUUACUCAGGUGAUGUCCUCAGCAGCCCCUUAGAUCUUCUGUAGAACACGUCUCCUCCAGGAAAGGCUUAGGGCAGCUGUGUCAGCUUAGUUCCCUCUGUGUGCAUCUCCAGCAAGGCAAAGCCUCUCUUAGAACAAACAUUUUUUGCUGUUGCCAUCUGCAAUUACUUAACACCUGUUUUUUUCUACCUUGACUUUUAAAAAAUAACUUAUUUUAAAAAUAAAAGCCUUUUCAAAAUAUUUAUAUAUUUUUAUGGAAGUGUUAACAUGACUAAAUGAAAUCUUCAACAGUAAACAAGGGCUACUGUCUUAAGGAAAUAGAUGUAAAAUCUAAUGCUAGAGGCAGUUAAUUAUUUAAAGACAAAGCAAGAACACUUGUUUUCACCAGAGUAUUUUAGUGCUUGUUUCUGACUGUGCCAGCCUAGGCUUGGCUCUCUUGGAACUUUGUUAACAGCGUUGAGGUAUUUGAGGGCAACUGAGCUACAGCCCAGCCUUGUUGUGCGUGAGGUUACAGGUGUGUAACAAUGCUCUCCGGUGGGAGCCUUUUCAUGGAUGUUGUAUCAAGAUAAAACGUUCCAUGCAUGUGUUCUACAGUUAUUUAUUAAAAAAAAUACUCCCCCUGUGUCCUAGUAAGUUAUUGGGCAGGGGGAGCGGAGGGGAAGGCCUCACCCUGUCAUAUCCAUAACCGCUGAGGUGGAAUUGCAAUAAGCUGCUUCCCAGAGCAGCCCGGCACGCAGAGCACUUUGUACAGCAGCUACUGAGCAGUUACAUGGUUUGGGGAAAAUAAUGCUGUAGACUUAAAGAAAAAGGCGUGUGCCCUAAGGGAGUGGGGAUUGUGUAAUGGGAAUCCUGAUGUCAAGAACAUCAGUCUAAGACUGAUUUGGUUUUCCCUGGCCAGGACGGGUGCCCAAGUCCCAGCUGGGUCCCCUGCUGCAGCAGCCCCAGGCUGCCCGGGGAAGGCACUUGCAUUAUUUGUUCCUCAGGGCAGUUUACCUCUCUACCAUCUGGCUGUUCAACAUGCACCCGAACCUUGCACUUCAUGGGGACCAGGAAAGCAGAGGUGAUGGCUGUAGGUGGAGCUCAUCUGUGCUUCCCGCGUUGGGAGGAACCUUUGAGGCAGGGGACCUGCAGCACAAAGCAUUCACCACUGAGAGGGUCUGGUUAAAAGCACUUGUUUAUUGGUUACAAUAUCAACUCAUGGCAACAUCUUUCACUGAGCCACUGUACAAAUACAAAGAAAAGAUCCAUCGUGGGGAAAAAAAAAAAAAAGCUAUAAACAGAGUUCAUAGCAAGUGAUAUUUUUUUUUCACAGGGAAGUCUUUUUACAACAGCACUGUUAAAGAACAAAUGGCACGAGUCCCUGGUUUUUUUAAUAGCUUAAAUAAAAGCUUUAAGACUGUUUCUGAAUACAUACACAAUCCAAAGGCAGUGCAGAAUCACUUCAUAAUUGGUAACAUGACCAAAGUUUUCCAAAGUAGUCAGCAACAAGUUAAAAAAAACCAACAAAGGUAGCCAAUGAGAAGUGCUGGAACUAAAGGCAAAUUAAACCCAAGCAUGUUUAGAAGCAUUUUGUUUUGGACUCCUUUGGAUGUAAUAUGUACUACAAGUGUUCCGAUGCUUUUAUUUAAAAAAAAAGGAGAAAAACACAAAGAGAGCACCAUCGUGUAAGUAAAACAAAGGCUUGAAAUACCUAAGACUACUCCACCGAAGUCCAUAUUAGUUAAAACCUAAACAUACUGUGUGGUAUAAGAAUGUCAGGCACAUGUAAUCUGUUAUCAGUUAUAUCAAUUAGUAACACUGCUCACACAUUUACCAUAACAACACUGCAUUAACAUUCUGCAUGUAUUUUACAUAACCAGCAAUUGGAUAAAAAGGCUUGUGGUGCCUCUGAAGUGUAGGAAGUAGUUUUACCAGCAUGCAUGCCAGAUUACUGUAUACAAAGUGCACCAUCAACCCAUGCUUAAUUACUUUUACAGGAAAUGCUAUCUCAAAAAUCAGUCAUUCUGCUACACAACCAUUUAUACCAACGAGCUGAAUUAGCCAAUACUCUCACCAACAUCUUAAAGCACAGCACUAAACCUAGUGGAGGUGACAGUGUCCUCAGAGAGGGACGACUAAACACUCUUGGAAUGUUAUCACAAUGUUUUCAUUCCACCUUAACAUAAUGUGAACUUCAUUGUGGGACAAGCGGUUACACUAACUGAAUUAGAGUUAACUAUUUCCACCCCAUGCAUUACAGUAAGCACACUGGGACCAGCUCGUACAUUGGUUCAGCUCUGCCAAAUCAAGGUCGGGCCCUCUCCUUAGGCAGGGGGAAAAGCCUAUUUAAUCCGCAUUCCGUCUCCGAUGGUGUAUGUUGUUGUCAUACAAGGACCCAGCAGUUCUGCCAGGAACUGAGACAUAUCUGCAACCGAGCAGGGCAGAGGACAGUGAUGUUUGGAAGAAAAAAGGUCUGGCGGCAGAUGGGAACAGGCUCACAUUACUGGAGUAAGCGAGUGUACAUCAGCAAGAUGCCACACAGCAGCAUUUUGGUUUCCAGAAUCCCAACCAGUAUCUCUAGCACACAGGCAUGAACCCAGGCUGGGCACUUGCCUGGUGAGUAUUCUCUAUUGCAAAGUUAAAUCAACAUUGGGAAACGCUGACAAAAACUGUACCUGAAUAAAACAGACCUGGUUACGCGAAGCACACAGUCCCAUUUUCUAAGCCAUAACCAACGGACUUUCAGAAGAGAGGCUGGGGAAGAGCUGCCUUGCCACUGCUCUUGCGCAGUGUUCUCAGUUAUUCAUUUUAUAAUCGCACCAGUUAUCUGAAAUUCAGAUAGCAAUGUAGUUUGGCAACAAACUUUUAAAGGCAGGUUAAGGUGUACCCGCUCGUGCUGCAGCAUCUGCUGUGUAACCAGGGAAUCAGCUCUCACAGUGCAUGGGGAGAAGUCCCACAAGCUGCACACUUCAGCCUAUACCAAACUAUAGGCACAAACCACUGAGAUUCACAGCUGGCAAUAAAGCCUUCUACUUAAAACCUAAUGAAGGAUCAUUUUAUAACCUUCCCCAUAUCUGAAGGAGGUUAAGCUUUCACCAUUAAAGCCACAUCUUUAGUAAGGGCAUCGAUCUGGAAAGAUCACCAACAGCCAUUCAGAAAAAGGAACACCACAGCCUGACAAGUUCAUUACUUGGCCCCAUCCAACAAUGUGUUACCUUAAACACAGUAAUUAAACAGCAACCAUCACCAUGGCAGGAUCUAUCACAAGUAUCCUACCAGUUCCCAAGAAGUAGCAGACAUGGUUUCCCCAGUCAUGCUCGGGUUUACUCUGGGUUUCCUUGUGCGCCAACGCCAAAGGAGGCACCUCAGGACCUGCAGUGCUACAAACCCCAGUUAAGCCAGCAGUAAAAGCUGGCAGAGAGCUGUGUGAUGCUGUUGGAAACCUCACUGACAAGUGGCUGCCAUUCCCUAUUAUUCAUUUUAAAAGCAGCCGAAUCCAACAGACAGCCCCAGCAACAAUGACAGUGACAUUAUUUGCACCGAUACCUGUACGAGAGCCAUGUCCAUGUUCACAGCCCACCUCAACUUUUAAGAAAAGUUAUAUACAUUUGUAAAAUUGCUUUUGGAGUUUUCCAAGUAGAAACCACUUUAAUACCAGAAUGUAAAAAUGGCACCUGUCUUCGCAAUGGUGUUGACUAGGAAAUUGGUUCAAAACACAUUUCCAUGGAAAAAAGGUUUUAGAAAAAGAAUAUAUUUCUUACAAUUCCUUAGUAACAAAUUUCCAGAAUGAUUUACUCAAGGCAGCUGUGAGUUAAAAAAAAUAAUCAAGUGUACCACUAAAAAACCAAACUGAGUCUGCUCUCUUCGGAGAGUAACAAGAAUUCCACAAUAGUUCUGUUAAUGCAGACAGAUCACAAAGCAAAACGCUGAGGAAUUCCUGUAACACAACACAGUGUGAUUGUGGUCCUACGCCACAGCCUGCUGUUAAUAGAUGUACACUUCUCCAGCACAGGAUGCACCUUUCUCUUUAAAAGUUAAUUUACUGUGAUUGACCGGUACAUUGAUCGGCUACUUCACCAUUACAGACGUGGCACGUUUACAGGCACAGUCUGGAAGUACUGAAAUUUAGGAUUCCGAAUGUCAGAAACUUGACAAAUCAUCAUCUCUGCCACAGAUCUGUUUUGGUGUAUUACAAGAUACUGGGAACUUAUAUUUACUACCUGACCCAGCGAUCCCCAGGCUCCCCAUAAUGUCAGAUAAGGGCAGAUUAACAUUCUCUUCCGACCCGAUUAUUUAAAAUUCACAUAUAUUUAAAAUAAGUCACUGAGGAGAAGCCGAUAGACUUAAUUCCCCCUUCCAAAACCACUGCACACAUUCUGAUUCCCAAGAGAACACCCAUUGGAAGCACAGGCACGCUGCCAGGCACUAAGAAGUUCAGCGAUCUUCCCGAGUAGUUUCAAAUGGGCAUCAGUCACUUGGUUUUCCUCUAUCUACACUCAAUUGUACGUGAUCAGAACCUAUCAUCUAUAAGCAAGAGACAUAAAAAUCGGAAUAAAAUCAGGAGUAGGAGAGGAAAAUGUCUAUUUACAGUGUCAGAGCUGCAGAACAACUAGCAUCUAAAUAAGCCACCAUGGCACAGACCUCUGUGAGCGCAGGAGAACAAGCAAGCCGCUAAGUUUAUGGUGUCAAGCUUUAAAGGGUCACACAGGUAAGUAAGGUUAUUUGGUUCCUUGUAAGUUACACAAUUCCUUUUAUAAUUCACACUGCACAUAACUGACAACAAGCGCUUUUGGUUGUGGUAUGCUUUGGCAAGCCCCUGCUUUGGAGGGGGAUUACAGGCGAUUAACUGCACAUUUAAAUCUUCUUUAAGAAUUCAAGCAAAGUCCUCCUGAAUUUCUCAGCUGAUUGUGGUAAUUGAGCAAGCUUUGCAAAUGCACUGCUCUCUGCACUCCGAGCAUCACGCCAAAUCAUUUUGUUAGUGCAAAGCAGCUGAGUUUGUGAUGGGGCAAAACUACCUCAUCUCCUUAGAGCUGCACUGUCCAAAAGGAAAAGCACUCAGCCACUGACGCCACCAGUGCAGGUCGCUUGGCUUCCAUACCCGAG
This is a messenger RNA of Cuculus canorus (common cuckoo), 8371 nucleotides long. It is a transcript of the gene MFN1, whose product is annotated as mitofusin 1. Bases 313 to 2379 code for a protein of 688 amino acids. Gene Ontology annotation, cellular component: mitochondrial outer membrane. Gene Ontology annotation, biological process: mitochondrial fusion; mitochondrion localization. Gene Ontology annotation, molecular function: GTPase activity; GTP binding. Lineage: Eukaryota; Metazoa; Chordata; Aves; Cuculiformes; Cuculidae. The transcript is spliced from 16 exons. The record is from RefSeq and is a predicted model, not a curated record.